AUGGAUGCUAUAAGGAAGCAAGCUGCCAGAUUGAGGGAACAAGUUGCCAAACAACAACAGACUAUACUUAGACAGUUGGGUCAACUUAGCAAUGAACCCCUCAUGGCCGAUGAAUCUGAACUUGAAUGUUACCAGAAACUUCAAAAAUUAUACACUUCUACAAAGACUGCUAAGCAUUUUCAGCGCCACAUUGUUCGUGGUAUUGAAGGAUUCAUCUCUGUUAGUUCCAAGCAGAUGGAGAUAGUGAGGAAAUUGGCUAAGGACUGUUGUAAAUAUGGGACUGAGAACAAGGAUCACGGUAGUAAUUACCCCCUUGCAAGGGCUUCUCUUCAAUUCGGUAACUCAUAUGAUAUAUUGGAAAAUGAGAGGGAGACUUUGCUUGGGAUCUUUUGUGAUCAGAUCUCUGAGCCACUGCGGGCUCAAAUAACAGGAGCUCCUUUGGAAGAUGCACGCCACCUCACCCACAACUAUGACAAACUUCGUCAAGAAGUAGAAGGCCAGGCUGCUGAAGUUUUGAGGCGUAGAUCAAAGUUGAGGGAUUCUUCUCUUCCUUCAGACAGUUCCAUGAGGCUUCAGAAUGCAGAGAAAAGGUUGAAAGAACUUAAAUCUGCCUUGGUGGCACUCGGUAGAGAAGCAACUUCUGCUAUGUUGUCAGUUGAAGAACAACAACAACAUAUAACUCUCCAGAGCCUUUCUACAUCGGUGGAUGCUGAGAAAGCCUAUCAUCGGCAUGCUCUUGUUAUUCUAGAUAAACUAUAUGCUGAGAUGAUCAUGAUUGACGAGAGACAAACAAAAGACCCUACAUCAUUUCCACUCCCAAAAGAUGGAUAUAAUCAACCCACAGAUGAGAAACCUAAUUCAAACGGCAUUGAUUAUAAGCACGACACCCAAAUGGGCACAUACUUUUUUGCAAAGGUCAUUCAUACAUUUGAUGCUCAAGCUGAGGGAGAGUUAAGUUUAUCACUUGACGAUUAUGUUGUAAUACGACAGGUUGAUGCCAAUGGAUGGUCUGAAGGAGAAUGCAAUGGCAAUGCCGGAUGGUUUCCCUCUGCAUAUGUACAGAGACAGGACGUAGUACCAGCAAACAAGAUACCGGAAUAA
Molecule: messenger RNA, 1101 nt
Organism: Lathyrus sativus (Indian pea)
Lineage: Eukaryota; Viridiplantae; Streptophyta; Magnoliopsida; Fabales; Fabaceae
Source: the annotation of a GenBank genome assembly